Messenger RNA from Porites lobata, 6378 nucleotides. The record is from the annotation of a GenBank genome assembly. NCBI's taxonomy places the organism in Eukaryota, Metazoa, Cnidaria, Anthozoa, Scleractinia, Poritidae.
AUGGCUACAUUUUCGUUGGAGCAACUGAACUUUUUCAAGUUCUCAUCUGUCGUACUUGAUGAAUUUCCACCCGUCCUCCGCCACGUUUUUGUUAAAAUGUGGGACAAUCAAGUCGCUCCUACACCAGGCUUUCAAAAAUGGGACGACUCACCUCUGGUUCGUAACAUGUUUCUCAAUAAAGAGGGUGGAAAGACAAAAUAUGUUCCAACCGAUAAAUCAUAUCAUGAGUGGGACUGCACAGCGCUGUUUGAAGCCACUCUCUAUGCUCAGAGCUUUGCCAUGCCAGACGGAAGUGGCAGGUCCGCUUCUUUAGACAAACUGUACGUAAAGCCCCGUCGUUUACCAAUUGGAAUCUUUCACCCUGUCGUUUUAAGCCCUUCUGGAAACCAGGCCGAGACGUUUGCGUUAUCGUUGGACCAGCUUCGUUUGCUACGCAACACACUCUGUCACCAGACAAGCACCCAAAAGAUUGACAAGAAAACUUUUGCUCACUAUGUACAGUUGGCAAGAGAUGCAUUCGCUGCACUUGGACAAGAUACAACCAGGAUUGAUGAGAUCGGAAAGCUUGACGAAGACGACUUUCCUACUUCCAGGCUUCAAAAGCUGGAAGAAGACUUGAAGAGAGAAAAGGAUGCUGCCAUCAAGUUCAAGCAAAUCAGUGAUCACCUCGUCCAGAUCGAGUCUCAAAUUAAAACUGUUGGAUCAGAUGUAAAAACGGCAGCAAGAGAGGUGCAGUUAAAAGUGGAAGAAGUCGCGUCAGACAUAGAAAUGACAGUAGCGGAAGUGCAGAAUAAAUUGGAAGAAGUCGGGUCAGAUGUGAAAACGGCAGUAACAGAUAUGCAGGAUAAAGUGGAAGAAGUAGGGUCAGACGUAACAACUGCAGUAACAGAUGUGGAAAAGAAAGUGGAAGAAGUCGGGUCAGAUGUGAAAACGGCAGUAACAGAUAUGCAGAAUAAACUGGAAGAAGUGGGGUCAGACGUAACAACUGCAGUAACAGAUGUGGAAAAGAAAGUGGAAGAAGUCGCGUCAGAUGUGAAAACGGCAGUAACAGAUAUGCAGAAUAAACUGGAAGAAGUGGGGUCAGACGUAACAACUGCAGUAACAGAUGUGGAAAAGAGAGUGGAAGAAGUCGCGUCAGAUGUGAAAACGGCAGUAACAGAUAUGCAGAAUAAACUGGAAGAAGUGGGGUCAGACGUAACAACUGCAGUAACAGAUGUGGAAAAGAAAGUGGAAGAAGUCGGGUCAGAUGUGGUAACUGCGGCAAGAGAUGUACGUACGAAAGUGGAAGAGGUCAGGUCAGAUGUAGAGAAGAAAGUUACAGCUGUUAAAACUCAAGUGAAAAACGUCGGUUCAGAUAUUAUGGCAAAAGUUGAACAUGUUGGGUUGGAACUAGCUAAAGUGAAAACAAAUGUCGAUGACGUAAAACAAGCAGUGCAGGCAAGAAUCACAAAAGGUAAGAGUAGCAAAGCUUGUUUCUAUAUAUGCGAAACACUAGCUGACUUGGAUUCGUCAUGAUCUACAUGAUCUUCCUCCUCGUGAAGGGAACUACUUGGCUAGUUUUGCACGCUUACAUUCCCUUUCAUAUGCAUUUAAAAAGAACUGUGUUGUGGCACUCUACUAUGCAUGUUUCCAAACAAAGCAUACUCAACAGUAUCCAGAAAAAACAGAACAGGUUUGCAAACUCAGGCCACUUCAGGCAUAAGUCUAGAUGACUGCUAUUUAGAACGGUUUGCUUACAUCAAUGAUCCUAAAAAUUAAACUACAAAUGUAGCUUAAUGGCCUUAGCAAUAUAAGACAUUUACGAAGCUCAAAUUUUCGUCACGUGACUGAUAAUUGAGAAUUAACGAUAAAAAUAUUUACUCUAAAAUGGGGGAAGGAUAAGGAAAGAACAACAAGUUCUUUUAGGUACAUUUCAGAGGCCAAUAAAAAGGUUCUGAAAAAUUCACCUUGUAUGUGUGUUCAUGUUAUUCAGUAAUCGGUAAAUAAAAAGAAAAGGGUCACGUGACAAUAAAAUUACUUAAAUAGCCAAGAGGAUGAAUAAUGUUUCCAGGAAAACGUUUUUAUGUGACGUCUUUGACGAAGAAAUAUCACGUGUAGAAGUAAUCACCAUUCAAGUUUUUUUUUUCGUUGAACCACAUUUGUAGUUCACGUUUCAGGAUCACUGAUUCUUACUAAAAUGCAUAUUUAAUUAGGUCGAGUCAUGCCUUAAGUGGCCUGAGAAUUCUAAGAAAAACUCGCCUUUUUAAUUUAACUUAGAAACCUGCAAAUUACGGCCCGAAAGUUUAACAUUCUUCUUCGUUAACCUUAGAAUAGAUUUUCCAGAAAAAUGUCAUGUUGGUAGCCACUAGUAAUUUAUCAUAUCAGAACGAUCAACCUGGCGCGGUUAUGUAAAAUACUAUCUUUUUCACUUUAUCAUUAAUCGCAAAUUUAAGGAAUAAUCAUUCGCCGCAUUAUCACUUGCCUCUAUUUUCUCUCUAAGAUGUAAUUGUGCCCGACUCAUCCAUACCUGAUGAAAUACCAAACUUUGUUGGCCGCGACAAGGAAUGUAAAGCAGUAGAACAUCAUUUAACAGAUGAAGUUACUCGACUGGUUAAUGUCUGGGGUCCACCUGGAUUUGGAAAAACGUCAGUGGCCAUCAGGGUGGCUCAUCACUUGCAAGAGAAGAAUAUUCCAGUUUUCUUUGCUUCCGCUCGUGGAAUGGAAAGUAAGGAGGAUUUAAUAUCAAAGGUGCUAAGUAUGUUCGCAGACGAUAAACAGGUCGGCCAUAUUUCAUCGUCUCACUUAAUAAUUCAAUGUUUACAACAAGUUCAAAACCCUUUUGUCUUAAUAUUAGACAACGCAGAUGACUUACUUGAAUCUGGGGAUACCAAUCGAAAAGAACACGUGCUUCGUUUUAUUGAGGAGAUCUUCAAUCAUUGCAAACAAAUGAAGCUUCUGCUAACUACUCGUGAAAGUCUAGACCACUUAAGCCAUAAGCUCUCCAUCUACCUAGAGAAAAUUAAUGUAUUGGAUGAAAUUUCUUCGGCAGAUCUAGUAAGGCUGCUGUUACCAGAUGCAUCGGAAUGUGACUGCGAUUGCAUAGUGAGGGAAUGUGGUAACGUUCCUAUGUCCAUGCGACUGAUGUGCAGCAUUAUUAAGGGAACAAAUAUCUCUGUAAAUGCACUUUUAGAAGAAAUAAACAAUUCAACGCUCCUCGAAGUUUUGGAUUGUGAAAGCUUCCCCGAUGAGUGUCAAUUGAAUUCUGUAAUAAAAACAUCUUUCAAAAGGCUCAUGAUUCGCGAUAGAGACGCAUUUAUUUCGCUUUCCGUUUUUCCUGGGAGGUUUGGAUUAGAGGAAGCUCAAGCCAUAUUGAAAGCGAAAACAGAAGUUAAGACCAAACAAAUCAUCCGGAGUUUGGAGCGAAAGUCCUUGAUGGAUUGUGGAGACAAUUUUAGCCUUUUUUCGGUGCAUUCACUUUUAAGGUCCUUUAUUGGGAAAGAAAUAAAAUAUGACGAGGCAGUUGAAGCUGUAUUUAGGAAUGCACAGCUUCAGUUUUACGACUAUUACAUUGCGAGGUGUAAAGUUGCUAAUGAAAACUUUCUGACGGGACGUUAUUCAGUCGCUUUCAGAAGUUUCCUUGAUCGGCGUGAGUGCAUCAUUUCAUCCCUUUCUAAUGGACCUGGAAAAGACAUGACCUACUCCAAGGCUGUAGACUUGUUAUCUGAGGCAAAAUCAUUUCUCUAUGUUGCACUGCAUGGCGAAAAAAAAUUAUUUGAGCGCCUUUAUGACAUAGCAAUAGAAGAAGCAGAAAGAAGGGAGAAGGUCGUCGACAAAAAAAUGUUACUCUCUGCCAAAGAAUUUCCUCUUAGUCAGUGGUAUCAGACAGACACUGCUAAAAGCUACUUCUGGCUUGGUAGAGUGCAGAGUGAAGCGGGAGACCUGAGAGGGGCAUUGGAGUCUGUACAGUUGAGCUUAAGAUUGAGAAAAGAAUUUUUAGGACAUCAUCCCGAUACAGCCGACAACCUUCAUGAGCAAGGCGUUAUCUAUAAUCGUAUGGGUGACCAUAAGUCAGCUGUCGAAGCAUUCCAAAAAGCAGCAGAUAUGGAUUUAAAUUUUCGUGGAGAUCACAUAUUCACGGCACAGAGCUACCACAACCUUGGUGUUGCUCGGAAUAACAUGGCAGACUUAACAGGAGCUUUGGAUUCGUUUCAAAGAGCAGCAAACAUGAGAUCACGUGUGCUUGGUGAUAACCAACACACGGCGUAUAGCUACCAUCUCCUUGGAUUAGUGCAGCGUGACAUGGGAGACCUUGAAGGAGCUUUGGAUUCUUUACAAAGAGCAGCAAACGUGAGAUCAAGUGUGCUUGGUGAUCACGAAGACUCGGCGAACAGCUACUAUUGGCUUGGCUUAGUGCAGCAUGACAUGGGAAACCUUGAAGGAGCUUUGGACUCUUUACAAAGAGCAGCAAACGCGAGUUCAAGUGUGCUUGGUGAUCACGAAGACACGGCGAACAGCUACUGUUGGCUUGGUUCAGUGCAGCGUGACAUAGGAGACCUUGAAGGAGCUUUGGACUCUUUACAAAGAGCAGCAAACAUGAGAUCAAGUGUGCUUGGUGAUCACGAAGACACGGCGCACAGCUACGAUUGGCUUGAAUUAGUGCAGCGUGACAUGGGAGACCUUGAAGGAGCUUGGGACUCUUUGCAAAGAGCAGCAAACAUGAGAUCACGUGUGCUUGGUGAUCACCAACAAACGGCGACCAGCUACUGUUCGCUUGGUUCAGUGCAGCGUGACAUGGGAGACCUUGAAGGAGCUUUGGACUCUUUACAAAGAGCAGCAAACAUGAGAUCACGUGUGCUUGGUGAUCACGGAGACACGGCGAACAGCUGCUGUUGGCUCGGUUCAGUGCAGCGUGACAUGGGAGACCUUGAAGGAGCUUUGGACUCAUUACAAAGAGCAGCAAACAUGAGAUCACGUGUGCUUGGUGAUCACAAACACACAGCGUAUAGCUACCAUCUCUUUGGAUUAGUGCAGCGUGACAUGGGAGACUUUGAAGGAGCUUUGGACUCUUUACAAAGAGCAGCAAACAUGAGAUCGCGUGUGCUUGGUGAUCACGGAGACACGGCGAACAGCUGCUGUUGGCUCGGUUCAGUGCAGCGUGACAUGGGAGACCUUGAAGGAGCUUUGGACUCAUUACAAAGAGCAGCAAACAUGAGAUCACGUGUGUUUGGUGAUCACCAACACACGGCGUAUAGCUAUCAUCUCCUUGGAUUAGUGCAGCGUGACAUGGAAGACCUUGAAGGAGCCUUGGACUCUUUACAAAGAGCAGCAAACAUGAGUUUAAGUGUGCUUGGUGAUCACGAUGACACGGCGAACAGCUACUAUUGGCUUGGCUUAGUGCAGCGUGACAUGGGAGACCUUGAAGGAGCUUUGGACUCUUUACAAAGAGCAGCAAACAUGAGUUUAAGUGUGCUUGGAGACCACGAUGACACGGCGAACAGCUGUUAUUGGCUUGGUUUAGUGCAGCGUGACAUGGGAGACCUUGAAGGAGCUUUGGACUCUUUACAAAGAGCAGCAAACAUGAGAUCACGUGUGUUUGGUGAUCACCAAAACACGGCGUAUAGCUAUCAUCUCCUUGGAUUAGUGCAGCGUGACUUGGGAGACCUUGAAGGAGCUUUGGACUCUUUACAAAGAGCGGCAAACAUAAGAUCAAAUGUGCUUGGCAAUCACGAAGACACGGUGUCCAGCUACCACAUACUCGGUCAAGUGCAACGUGACAUGGGAGACCUUCAAAACGCUUUGGAGUCGUACGAAAUAUCGGCGAAAAUAAAUUUUAAUCUACUUGGUUACAACGAAUACACGGCAGCCACCUACUACAGUCUUGGUGUACAACAGGGUGAAAUGGGAGACCUCAAAGGAGCUUUGAAGUCUUUAGAAACAGCACAGGAAUUGACGUCAAAUUUGCUUGAUGAUCACGAAAAUACGGCACGCACCCACUGUGAGGUUGGUAGAGUGCAAUUUGAAAUGGGACACCUAAAAGCAGCUCUAGAUUCUUUACAAAAAGCAGUAAACAUGAGAUCAAAGUUGCUUGCUGACCACGAAGACACGGCGUCCAGCUGCCACAUGCUUGGUUUAGUGCUGCGCGACAUGGAAGACAUAUGAGGCGCUUGUGACUCUUUACAAGAGGCAACGAACAUGAGAUCAAAUGUGCUUGGUGAUCACGAAGAAACAGCACGCAGCUACCACCAGCUUGGUGUUGUGCAGCAUGGAAUGGGAGACUUGAAAGGAGCAUUGGAAUUUUUACAAAAAGGAUCAGACAUGAGAGUUAAACUACUGGGUGAUCACGGAGAUACGACAAGCAGCUUGAAUGAAUUACGUGCUGUGCGGAGCAAACUACCAUAA